Messenger RNA from Drosophila novamexicana, 3745 nucleotides. It is a transcript of the gene tey, whose product is annotated as protein Teyrha-meyrha. Gene Ontology annotation, molecular function: ubiquitin protein ligase activity. The coding region runs from base 1179 to 3392 and encodes 737 amino acids. Gene Ontology annotation, biological process: protein ubiquitination. The record is from RefSeq and is a predicted model, not a curated record. Lineage: Eukaryota; Metazoa; Arthropoda; Insecta; Diptera; Drosophilidae. The transcript has 10 exons.
UUAUAAAUUGGUAUGCCAGUCAGUUGGUCGGCACCGAGACCGCGACCAGGACCAGGACCAGGCACCGGCCACUACUUCACAGAAACCGCGCGCAAAAUUCCAGGCUCACACAUCAUUAAACGAGCAAGAAACUCAGCUCAUCCGGCGAGUCUAUAGAGAGGCAAACAGUCUGAAGUUUAAGUGGUUGGCCAGGCUUUCAGCCAUUACAAUUACUGACAAAAAGCAUCAAGGUAAUAAUAAAAACAAGAGAUACCCUACAGCGAGGGCAACACGAACAGUUAGCAUGAUGCACAAGUGCACAAGUGUGGAUAAUCACAAUUAGUUGGGCUUAACUUUCCUGGCCACCCUCUCUUCCAAAACUGUGCAGGAAUUCUUCAAAAAAAAACAAGAAGAGAGAAAAAUUGCCUCGCAUUGCUUUGAGCGCUGAGACAAAGACACAAAACUCAUGUCAAGACAUUUAGAAUUAUGAUAGAGUUUUGAUGUUGUCAUAAAAAAAUUUAAUUGAAAUACCAAAAAUGGCAAUGAAAACCGCCAGACGCGGCCCAGAUGAAGACGUCAAUGCGGCUGCCACUGCGGCCUGACUUUUAAUGUGUAUAUUUUUGCCUCAGCUGGCCGUUGGUCAGUGCAAGGCACAGACCCAAGUCCCAGACCCAUCUGCAAUGUUAAAGCAAGAUGUCAAAAUGAGCCCACUUAGGCGCGACUUUUGGAAAUCAACUCACGAGGCGGCAAAAAACCGAACUCCUGAAAACUGAUGCGACAAUGAUGAUGAUAAUGAUGUUGACGAUGAUCAUGAUGAUGAGAAGGAUGACGACGACAACGAGUUGUAGACCGCUUGCUGUGCCACAGACCACAGAGUAGUCAACGCGAGUGGUUAACUCUUUAAGGUGUUGCCAAGACAAACAAGUUGCAGAAACUGCGAACAGUGUACAGGAAGACGGCAGGUUCUGGGCCAGAUCUGGUCCACUUCAUGGCUACAUUUCAAUUACUUUGUGGGGCACCCAUUUAAAUGAAAAUGCCACACAUUGCCCCCGGCACAAGCCACACAGCAGCCGCAGGCGCAGCCACAGCCACAGCCGAGCACAGCAGGUAGCGUCUUUCUGCUCCCCGCCCCCUCCGCACAUAUGUGACGACAACAGGCCAGAGGUACGAAGUUACCUGACGCCAAAGAUCUACACAACAUGUCACUAGUCGGCAACUAUAGCACCCAAUUCCUGCACAACUUUCAUCCGCAUCUGCUGCAGACGCUCAACCAUGGAAUGCUGGCGGCGAAUGGAGCAGCUGCCGCUGCCGCCGCAGCCGGAGCUCCUGGCAGCUAUUUUGCGAGCGACCGCUCGCCGCUGGGGAAGCCGUCGGUGCUGUCGAACUUCUCGCUGCCGUCGGCCUUCUCGCCACCCAAAUAUAUUGGCAUAUCCCUGGAUCAGAAUCUAUUCAAUGGCAGCGAAUCAUUUCGCACGGAUUCGGCCAGUCCCACGUGCACAUCACACGAAUCCAUGGAGGGAUCACAGGAUUACGAUGCCGUUGAAAAGGGUGAAAGUCCGCGCAGCAAUAAUUCUCAGGAUCCCAGGGAUUUAAGACAUCUGCACAAUGUGAGCAAAGCGCAUACGGUGGCCUCAUCCUCGACAGCAUCCAGCAGCUCCUCGUCCUCCUGCUCGACCAGCUCGGCCGCUGCAGCGGCCAUUAGCUCGGCGGCAGUCGCCGCAGCGACCAGCAGCGCUGUCGUCUCCAUGGCCAACCAUCUGGCGGCGCAUCAGUCGUCGCCGGGCCACCAUCAUUCGCAUCACCAUGGCCAUCAUGUGGGUGGUGGGCCGCCGCCCACGCAUCACCAUAUGGCGCAUGCACACCCGCAUCCGCUGUCCCAUCAUGCGGCCCAUCAUGCGGCGCUGGCCAGUCUGGCCGGACUGCGUGCGGUGCCGGGUGGUCUGAGCCUCGUCAGCGGCUUGCAGGCAGCGGCGGCUGGUGGCGCCAUACCCGAUCUCUGUCCCGUCUGUGGACUUAAGCUGAGUCCCGAGGAGUGGCACACGCAUUUCCUCACCGAGCUGGAUCGUCUGUACAAGCUGAGCGCCGGAUUCGAGCGUGCCAAUCUGCAGGCAACCUACAUGUUUGCACCGCCAUGUCCAGCCCAGGAGAACGCCAUUCGCACCAGCCACAAUCGUUGGGAGACCUUUCAGCGCAUUCGCAACAAUCGCCAGAACCGGCUCAGGCUGAAGGUUCGCAAACGCAAAUAUGGCGAAAUGUAUAUGAUGGAGAGUCUCUACUGUAGCAGCUGUCCCAUAUGUAAGCGCAAAUAUGCGCUGGAAACGGGAAAAUUGCCGCCAGAGGAGGACCCCAAGAUGCAGGAUGAAAUCGAAACGGUCGAUGUGGAAAGCUGCAACGAUGAUGUGCCGGACUCUGGCUCGGAGCUGAACACCGCAACGGGCGGAUCGGGUGCAGUCCCACCCAAUAUGCCGCCCUCCAGCAUGCACAACACGAACGCACAGCCGGGCAAAUUGGAUGGCAUACUGUAUCGCACGGCCUGUGUGAUUAACCAGAAGGAUGCACAUGCAGAUGAGCAGGACGUGAGCACCAAUGUGUCGGCGGCGAGCAGCAGCAGCGUCAGCUGGUCGGGCGAAACAACAACGCCCAGCACCCAGGCGCACAUCAGCGUGAAAAACGUCAGCGAGCUGUCAUCUACCACGCAUCACUACUACAACGCGGACUCCUGCGGCGUGGGCGUGGCCGAGCAUGGCAACAACAACAACAACAACAACAGCAGCAGCAGCAAGGAGCUAAUGAUGGACACGGCAACGUGUCAAAACGAUAGCGACGAGGAUGUCAUUGUGGAUGACGAUGAAACAGUGAAAAUGACGACCAAGUCGCACAGCUUUAAGCGACGGCUGGAGGAGAAUGUGGGCAGCAGCAGAAGCCUGGAGAAUAUCUCACCCAAUGAGGAGCGUCCGCGUUCCGAGCCACAGGUCAGCAGCACCGAACCUGGACCCAUGGAUAUCUCGCACAACAACAACAACAACAACAACAAUGCGACAACUGCAACCAAAUAUGGCGAGCCCAUGGAGAGCAGCCUGUCGCAGCUAUCGUCUAUGGGCGUGCCGGGAUUAACGCAAUUGGACACAAAGGUGGGAAUUAGUUCGGAUUUAAAACCGGACGAUGAAAACAAAUGUUUCAUUUGUAAGACAGGCAUAAAGGAUCUCAACACGGAUGCGUUUCUGCGCGGUCGCAAUUUCUAUUUCCAUCAAAGCUGCGCCAAUGUCAUGAGCAGCUACAGGCUCAACAAGGAGCUGCUCAGCCAGGCGCAGGCUCAGCGGGAGGCGAACGCGAAUACGGCAACGCCGCGCAGCCUCUCGCCAUCGCCCGCUCAGUCGCCGCAGCAGAGCGCUGCCACCCCGGCCAUGGAGUAGACGGCGAAACGAGCAAUCAAAGCGUGAAUUUAUUACAGUUAAUUAAUUCAAAAUAUUGUGGUAGCUAAUGAAACAAGUUAAGCAAAACGUCAUGUUAAAUUGAGCAUGACAAGCGAUCGCCCAAAAGCGGGCUACAGUUUUUCUCUUCCCUUCUGCGGCGUCGCCUGAAAGCGAGCAACAUUUUUUUGAAUAGUAUUUAUUUAUGUUUUCGCUGUGUAAAUUUGCGUAUCUCAAUUGUUUUCAUAAUCGAAAUUAACAAAUUAAUUUCCAUCUAUCGAAGUUUAGUGCAAUUUUUGCGUUGCCUUUUAGCUGUUUUGUGAGCAGCAUAAUUAUUAUUUUCUUUGUUUUAAAUA